Messenger RNA from Ochotona curzoniae (black-lipped pika), 2431 nucleotides. RefSeq names its product interferon regulatory factor 9 (gene IRF9). The transcript is spliced from 11 exons. Gene Ontology annotation, molecular function: RNA polymerase II cis-regulatory region sequence-specific DNA binding; DNA-binding transcription factor activity, RNA polymerase II-specific; protein binding. The record is from RefSeq and is a predicted model, not a curated record. NCBI's taxonomy places the organism in Eukaryota, Metazoa, Chordata, Mammalia, Lagomorpha, Ochotonidae. Gene Ontology annotation, cellular component: nucleus. The coding region runs from base 571 to 2160 and encodes 529 amino acids. Gene Ontology annotation, biological process: regulation of transcription by RNA polymerase II; immune system process.
UUUACAGACUGCCUCUUGACCCACCCUGGACUCGGGGCCAGGAAGGAACUGACACCAUGGAUGAGCAGGGGAAGCCCUUCCCAGCCAGCUACCUGGCUGCCUUUCCUCCCUCCCUCCUUGCCUUCCUCCCUUUCCCUUCUUGGAAUUUGGUCAUUGAUGUGAGCUAACGUGUACCAAGCGGGCCCUGUGGGGAACUGAGGUGCUCAGAUGUACACAGAAAUCCCGAGGCCAGACUCAGGGAACCUGGUGAAGGUGUACAGUGUUACGGAAGUGCAAUAUGCAGGGUUAUCAGGCAGGAAAGCGUUCCCCGCGGGAGCUCCGGGCGGAGGGUCCCUCUAGCUGCUGUCCGCGGAAUGACAAUAAAAUACUCAACUACUGCCGCUGCCCCCUGGUGGCGGCAGGUUGACUUGCUACUCUGGGACCACGUGAUUUCUGGGAAAAGGCUUCCCUCGGAAGAGAAGUGAAACUUAGGGUGGGGACUGUAGAAAGGGGCGGAGAGAUCUCGCGGCCCAGCUGGGAGUGGAGUUGCAGCUUGGAGAUCUUCGGGACAGCCUUGGACGGCAGAUCAGGAUGACGCUGGGCAAGCCGCGAAGCACCCGGAAGCUACGGACUUGGGUGAUAGAGCAGGUAGAGAGUGGGAAUUUCCCAGGUGUGUGCUGGGAUGAUGCAUCCAAGACCAUGUUCCGGAUUCCCUGGAAGCAUGCAGGCAAGCAGGACUUCCGAGAGGACCAGGAUGCCGCCUUCUUCAAAGCCUGGGCCAUCUAUAAGGGCAAGUACAGAGAGGGCGAUCCCAGUGGCCCUGCUGCGUGGAAGACCCGCCUGCGCUGCGCCCUCAACAAGAGCUCUGAAUUUGAGGAGGUUCCCGAGAAAGGCCGGAUGGACGUGGCUGAGCCCUACAAGGUGUACCGGCUGCUGCCACCAGGAACCCCCUCUGCUGCCCAGCCAGGGACCCGGAAGUCACCUUCAAAGCGACAUCACAGUUCUGUGUCCUUUGUGAAAGAGGAAGAUGAGGGUCCCACAAGGAAGUACACCUUCAGUCCUGCCUCGCACCAGAGCUCCCUGGAUGAUUGCUGGGCGCUGUGUGUGCAGGAGGAGACGGGGAACUCCGCGGGAUCAAGCCACUCCAACACUGGGAGCAGCAGCAACAGCCCAGAGCCACAGGAAGGUGUGGAUGUAACUGCAGCUGAAGUCCAAGAGGGUUGGAGGACCUUAGAGCUUCUCCCUCUAAACCCAGCCCAGCCAGAGAUCCAGGAAUUUCCAUCUAAUCAACAUCUCAAUUUUAUGUUAUUUGUGCAAGAAGAUGAGGAUCCCACAAGGAAGUGCAUCCCAAGCCCCACUUCGCACCAGGGCUCCCUGGAUGAUGUGAGAAAUGGCAGCAAACUGGGUGGGGAUGAGAGCAGGACAGUGCCUGGGAGGGCCGGGGGAGGUCAGUGCUGGGCGCUGUGUGUGCAGGAGGAGACGGGGAACUCCGCGGGAUCAAGCCACUCCAACACUGGGAGCAGCAGCAACAGUCCAGAGCCACAGGAAGGUGUGGAUGUAACUGCAGCUGAAGUCCAAGAGGAUUGGGGGCCCUUGGAUUUUCUGCUCCCUCCAGACCUAGACACCUCGCUGCUGCUCACCUUCAUCUACGGUGGACGUGUGGUAGGGGAAGCCCAGGUGCACAGCCUGGACUGCCGCCUCGUUGCCGAGCCCCUGGGCUCCGACAGAAACAUAGAGCAGGUGGUGUUCCCAAAGCCGGACCCGCUGGAGCCUGCCCAACGCCUGCUGAGCAAGCUGGACCGAGGCCUCCUGGUGGCCAGCAACUCCCGGGGCCUCUUUGCUCAGCAGCUCUGCUCCCUCCACAUCUCCUUGCACACACCCCACGCGCUACCUGGGCCAACCCCGCAUCUAUUGCCCAGCCAUGAGUGUGUGGAGCUCUUCAGGACCACCUACUUCUGCAGAGACUUGGCCAGGUACCUCCAGGGCCUGGGCCCCCCACCCAAGUUUCAGGUGACGCUGAAUUUCUGGGAAGAGAGCACUGAUUCCACCCAUAGCCCACAGAGCGUUAUCACAGUGCAGAUGGAGCAGGCCUUCGCCCGGCACUUGCUGGAGACCCCAGAGGAACAGGCGGCCAUUCUGUCCCUGCUGCAUGGGAACCCGGACUCCACCCGUCUCCCUUGAAGCAGACCCAUUGUCCCCACUGUUGAGUGGUGCCUCCUGUUAUGGCCCUUCUCAGAGGUUGUCUGUGCUGGUUAUGCCCUCAAAUUCCUCAGCUUGGCCCAUGGAGAUCUCAAGGAUAAGUUCUGCUUUAUUUUAUCUUUUCAAAAAUGUUGAGAUACACCGUCUCGUCUCUAAGGGACUGGGACAUUCCAAAGUGGUGUGAACUCAGGGCACCUGUCCUCCUUCCCUCAAUCCCCAUACUCUAAUGCCGAGCACUUUACAUUUGUAUAUU